Molecule: messenger RNA, 4509 nt
Organism: Rhodotorula graminis WP1
Lineage: Eukaryota; Fungi; Basidiomycota; Microbotryomycetes; Sporidiobolales; Sporidiobolaceae
Exons: 14
Coding region: 1-4509 (1502 amino acids)
Cellular component (GO): intracellular anatomical structure
Molecular function (GO): ATP binding; RNA binding
Source: RefSeq, a predicted model, not a curated record
AUGGGCAAGAAGGCCGCUCCUCCUCCACCGCCUCCUGCACCCGCAGCCGACAAGCCCAAGCCUCGCAGGAAGGCCCCAGUCGGCAUCGUCAAGUCGGGCAACUCGUCCACCUCGACCAAGCCUGCCCUCGCACCAGGCGAGACGCCCCCUCCUCCUCCCCUCUUUCCCAUCGGCUACAAGACGCCCAUCUCGCUCCUCCAAGAGCGCUGCCAGAAGGCCGGCUGGGAGCGCCCGUUCGUCGACCCCAAGCAGGGCACGACCCCCGGAACCUGGACGGCCAGCGUCACCCUGCGCCGCAAGCACCCGAAAAAGCCCGGCGAGCUCGAGACGGUCUACAUGAGGCCGCCGCCGCCGCCGUCGCAGAUCGCCGUCGAGAAGCACAACGCCAUGGAGGCCAAGCACUGGGUCGCCGUCUACGCCCUGUUCCGCAUCGCCAACAACCUGCGCCUCAACAUGCAGCUCCCGCCGGCGACUCGCGAGUACUGGGCCGCCCUCGAGAAGGAAAAGGCCGCGUCGACGCCCAACAAGCAGUGGCUGUGGUCGACGACGCCGUUCGAGACGGCCGCCGCAGCUCCUCCACUGCCAUCCGCCGCCACUGCAGCCGCAGCACCCGCCGGCAGCAACGGCUCGACCUCGACCCGCCAGCCUCGCAACGGCUCGCCCCUCGUCAACCUGUCGUCUUCCUCGACCCCGUCCACCUCUCGCUCGUCCACCCCGACGCCGCUCCCCAAGUCGUGGGCCGAGGCGCCCGAGGUGCGCAUGCCCUCGGCUCUGCGCGACCUCGUCGAGCGCACCAUCCGCGACGCCCUCCCCAACCUCGCCUCGCUCGAGCUCGACGGCGCCAGCACCGCCGUCGACGACCACGCCGCCGAGCCGGACGACGGCACGGGCGCGGGCUCGGGCCCCGGCUCGGGCGCCGCGACGCCGACGCGCUCGCCCGCCGAGGCGGCCCUCGAAGCCGAGUUCACCUCGCUCGGGUUCCGCCGCGGGCACGUCCUGCGUGCGCUCGCGUACGUGCGCAGCGGCUCGUCCUCGUCCUCAUCCUCGAGCGCCGCAGUGGCGCCGCCGAGCCGCAACGACGUCCUCGCGCACCUGCACCUCCUCGUGCCCGAGUCGGACCUGCCCGCCGCGUUCCGGGACGCGCGCCCCGCCGACGCGACGAUCCGCAACGCGACGAGCCGCGAUGCGGGCGAGCUCGGGCGCAUGUGGCAGGCCGAGCGGGUCGCGAGGGAGGUCGGCGCGCCGGUCGAGUGGGUGCGGCGCGAGCUCGAGGGCGCGAGGGAGGCGGCGGGCGAGGGGGCGCGAGACGACGAGCUCGAGGGUAUGGUCGUCGACGUGCUCGCGCGGCGGCUCAUGGACGUGCCGCUCGACGCCGACGAGGACGAGCGCGACAAGCUCGGCGAGGACGCGCUCCGGGCGUCGUGGGGCGGGUCGGGCGGCGCGGGCCCGUCGAGGCUCUCGCAGGAGGAGAAGGACGAGCUGCGACAGCGGCGCGACGACGAGCUGCUCGGGCUCGAGGGCCUGUUCGGCUCGCGGUUCCGCCGCAGCAAGGACGGCGUCGAGAUCGCCGUCCCGCACAAGGGCGACCGCGUCUCGCUCCGCGUCCUGUUCCACCCGUCGUCGUCGUACCCGUCGCCGCACUCGCCGCCCGGCCCGGCUGCCCUCCCCUCCUUCUUCAUCGCCUCGCCGACGCUGCCUCCCUACAUCCGCCUGCACCUCCACACGCUCCUCGCGACCCAGUUCCGCCCCUCGGUCGCCCAGGACGGCUCGGCGUGGCUCGACCUCGCCGAGGCGGGCUACGGCGGCGUCGUCGGCGAGAUGGUGUCGUUCCUCGAGCAGCGCGUCCGCUCGGCGGUCGAGCACCCGCCCGACGCGCGCGAGGUCAUGGACCGCCUCGUGCCGCCCGCGCAGCGCCCGAGCGCGUCGUCGCUCGCGGCGGGCGGCGAGGGCGCGAGGAGGGUCACCAAGACGCAGCAGGCGCAGCGGCGAGGAGGGCCCAAGCGCCUGCGUGCGAGCCCGGAGCAGCAGGAGGCGGUCAAGCGCGCGCACGAGGAGCUCUGUCGCACCGAGGGGUACCGCCGCAUGCUCGAGGGGAGGAAACGCCUCCCGGCGUGGAGCAUGCGCGACAAGAUCGUCGACCUCAUCCGCAACGAGCGCGUCGUCAUCGUCUGCGGCGAGACUGGCUCCGGCAAGACGACCCAGGUCCCGGCGUUCGUCCUCGAGGACGCCAUCAUGCGCUGCGAGGGUGCGACGACCUCGAUCGUCGUCACGCAGCCUCGCCGUGUCAGCGCCAUCGGCGUCGCCUCUCGUGUCGCCGCCGAGCGCUGCGAGGACCUGUCGCCGUCGGGCCAGCCGCUCGCGUCCAACCUCGUCGGGUACGCGAUCCGCGGCGAGCGCCGAGCAGGUCCGGGCACGAGGGCCCUCUUCUGCACGACCGGCGUCGUGCUCGCUCGGCUUGGACGAGGCGGCGACCCGGACCUGCAGGGCGUGUCGCACAUCUUCAUCGACGAGGUGCACGAGCGCAGCGUCGACUCGGACUUUCUCCUCCUCGAGCUGCGCGACAUCCUCCGACGCAACCCGACCAUCAAGGUCAUCCUCAUGUCGGCCACGAUCAACCAGAAGCAGUUUUCCGACUACUUUGGCGGCGCGCCCGUCAUCGAGAUUCCCGGCUUCACGCACCCGGUCGAGGACUUUUACCUCGAGGAGUACUUGCCGUCCCUGCUGUCGAGCAACGCCUACAAGCCGUCGGGCAAGCCGGCGCGCAAGGCGACGCAGGCCCAGCUCGACCGCAUGCGCACCAGCUUCAUCGAUCGCGGCGUCAGCGGCAACGACGUCCGGGCUCUGCAAGCCCUCGAGCUCGCCGUGCGCGCCGACAAGAUCGACUUUGGCCUAGUCGGCGCCACCGUCGCGCACUGCCUCGACAUGUCGCGCGACAUCGGCGGCGACGUCCUUGUCUUCAUGACCGGCGUCCUCGAGAUCACGCGAGCCAUCGAGGCGAUCCGUGCGGCGGUCCCAGGGUCGCAGCUCUCGUCGCUCCUCGUCCUCCCGCUUCACGCCAACCUCACGUCGCAAGAGCAGACGUCCGUCUUUCGCCCGACGCCGCGCGGCAUGCGCAAGAUCGUCGUCGCGACCAACGUCGCCGAGACGUCCAUCACGAUCGACGGCAUCAUCUACGUCGUCGACUGCGGGCGCGCCAAGGUCAACGCGUUCGACCCCGAGACGGGCAUCACCAAGCUCCAGGAGGAGUGGACGUCGCGAGCAGGGUGUCGGCAGAGGCGCGGUCGCGCCGGUCGCACUCGUCCCGGCCAAUGCUUCAAGCUCUUCACGCACUAUACCGAGGAGAACGUCAUGCAGCCUCAGCCGACGCCCGAGAUCCAGCGCACCCCGCUCGAGGCGCUCCUCCUCCAGAUCAAGUCGACCCGGCCGACAGCCGACGUGCGCGACUACCUCGGCAAGGCGCUCGACCCGCCCGACGUGCGCGCGAUCGAGAGCGCGUGGGCUACGCUCAAGAUGCUCGGCGCCGUGCAGAGCGACGGCGGCGAGGGCGUCAAGGGCGAGGGCCUGAGCGCGAGGUUGACGCCGCUCGGCAUGCACCUCGCCAUGAUCCCGAUGCUCGUCCUCGCCGCCGUCUUCCGCUGUCUCGACCCGAUCCUCACGAUCGUCGCCAUCCUGUCGAGCAAGCCCUUCUUCCUCAACCCGUUCGAGCAGCGCAACCAGGCCAAGAAGGCCCGCUCGGCGUUCUACACGGGCAAGUCGGACCUCCUGAGCGACGCAAAGGCAUUCGACACGUGCAUGGCGGUGCGCAAAGACGGCCACGCGGCGCUGCGCAACUUUACCCAGGACAACUUUAUCUCGUCGUCGACGUUCCGCGACGUCCUGUCGCUGCGCACCGACUACCUGUCGGCGCUGUCCUCGGUCGGCUUUGUCCCGCUCCGGGUCCGGCCCGACGACGCCGUGUUCAACACCAACAGCGACAACGAGAACCUGCUCAAGGCCAUCAUCUUUGCCGGCACGGCGAGGCUCGUGCGCGUCAAGCUGCCCAAGGCCGUGUUCGACAAGGGCAUCUCGGGCGCCAUCGAGCGCGAGCGCGAGAGCCGCGAGGUCAAGUUCUACGAGCCUGAAGGCCGCGUCUUCCUCCACCCUGGGUCGCUCCUGUUCGAGGAGAACAAGUUCGCGUCGCCAUUCAUCACGUUCUUCAACAAGCAGGUCACGACCAAGCCCUUCCUGCGCGACGCCAACGAGGUCCCGCUCUACGCGCUCCUCCUCUUCUCGUCGGGCCGCAUCUCGAUGGAGCUCGACCGCGGCGUGACGGUGCACCUCGGCGCCAAGCAGGAGCAGUGGGUCCACCUGCGCGCGUGGCCCAGGAUCGGCGUCCUCGUCAACGGCCUGCGCAAGCUGUUUGACGGCGAGCUCGAGGCCGAGCUCGAGGAACCCGGCUUUGGCGGUCCCGUGUCGCCUGCGGUCGAGACGAUGCUCGAGUUGAUUUCGCGCGACGGCGGCUUGCGGUAG